Molecule: messenger RNA, 5216 nt
Organism: Antechinus flavipes (yellow-footed antechinus)
Lineage: Eukaryota; Metazoa; Chordata; Mammalia; Dasyuromorphia; Dasyuridae
Gene: FBXL17
Product: F-box and leucine rich repeat protein 17
Exons: 10
Coding region: 357-2549 (730 amino acids)
Biological process (GO): SCF-dependent proteasomal ubiquitin-dependent protein catabolic process
Cellular component (GO): SCF ubiquitin ligase complex
Molecular function (GO): protein binding
Source: RefSeq, a predicted model, not a curated record
GCCGGAUGCUCUUCGGUUAAAAUGGCCGGAGAGGGAGCUCGCUGCUCCUCCCCCAUUGGCCGGGCCGCCCUGCAGGCAGAUUGAGCCAAGUCUUCCGACAUUUAGGCCCUGGCGGCGGCCUGGUCCUUCCCCGCCCUAACCCGCUCACCUGGCUCCCUGGCAAAGGCAUGAAGCCUCACCCUCGCGCCGGGGCCGCCCGCAGCUGACAUCUGCUCCCGGGCCGGGCCGUGAACGAGCAGCGAGUGAGUGUGCGUGUGUGCGCGCGUGUCUCGCUGUCGCGGCCGGCGGGGGGAGGGCUCUCGCCUCUCCCUUCUCCUUCCCCCUCUCCGCCCGGCUCCUUCCUCGGGGCCUUCUAUAUGGGCCACCUCCUCUCGAAGGUGCCGCGUAACCGUCACAGCCAGAGGGGACCCCGGUGUUGCUGCUGCUGGUGCCGCCGCCGGCGCCACCGCCACCUCCUCCGGCUGCCCCGGUUGCCCCCAGCCAAGGCUUCCCCCCUGCCCUCGCCCUCCCCUUCGCCGCCGCCCCGGAGCUGGGACUGUUUGCUCCGCGGGCCCUGCAUGCUUUGCUUCAUCGUGCACAGCCCCAGCACGCCUGCCCCUGCCGCCGCCGCGGGCCUAGAGGAGGAGCCGCGGCUGUCGCGGGACCGGGACCUGCCCUACGCCGCCACCGCCACUUCGCAGCACCUGGCACACCGCAGGGUGGCCGAGGAUUGCGCCGCCGCCGCCCGCCACUUUCUGCUGUCGUCGGCCGCAGCCGCUGGCUCCUCAUCGUCGGUCUCCUGCUGUAAAGAGUUAGGCCUGGCCGCCGCCGCCGCGGCCGCCGCCUGGGAGCAGCGGGAGCAGCAGCAGGGGAGAAGCCUCUUCUUCCCCGGCGUGGGGCCCAUCCGCUUCCUGGGGCCGCCGCCGCCUCCUUUCCAACUCUUCCGGGGGCAGUCGGCGGCGGCCGAGCCCCCCACCCUGCCCGAGAUGGUGUGUAAGCGGAAGGGGGCCGGGGUCCCCGCGUGCACCCCCUGUAAACAGCCCCGCUGUGGCGGCGGGGGUUGCGGGGGGGGAGGAGGCAAAGGAGGAGGAGGAGGCGGCGCGUCGCCCCCCCGGCCCCCCGAGGCCGGUGGCUGCCAGACCCCGGAGCAGCCCCCACCGCCGCAACUCUGCCCCCUGCCCACGGCCUCGGGGUCCUCGGACUGUGCGGGCUCCGCUCUGCGGAGGGACCCCGUGGGCGAGAGCCUCGGCGGCCCGGGGGCUCCCCCGGCGUCCGCCCCGCCGCGGCCGGAGGGCGGCGACCCGGACUCUCUGGACCCCCAAGACAACCCCAACGACGGCUGCAGAGAGCCACCACCCGAGACUGCCGGCAUCAAUCAGCUGCCUCCCUCCAUCCUGCUCAAGAUAUUUUCUAAUUUGUCCCUGGAUGAACGUUGCCUUUCUGCAUCAUUAGUUUGCAAAUACUGGCGUGACCUCUGUCUAGAUUUCCAGUUUUGGAAGCAGUUGGACCUUAGUAAUCGUCAGCAGGUCACUGAUGAACUAUUGGAAAAAAUUGCAUCAAGGAGUCAAAAUAUAACUGAAAUCAAUAUUUCUGAUUGUCGAAGUAUGUCUGAUACUGGAGUGUGUGUUCUAGCAUUUAAGUGUCCUGGAUUGCUUAGGUAUACAGCCUACAGGUGCAAACAACUUUCUGACACCUCUAUCAUUGCAGUUGCUUCUCAUUGUCCUUUACUUCAGAAAGUACAUGUAGGCAACCAGGACAAAUUAACUGAUGAAGGACUCAAGCAGCUGGGUUCAAAGUGCAAACAUCUGAAAGAUAUUCAUUUUGGCCAGUGUUACAAGAUCUCAGAUGAAGGAAUGAUUGUUAUAGCUAAGGGCUGUCUGAAGUUGCAGAAAAUAUACAUGCAGGAAAACAAAUUUAUGAGGACACUGAGGCCCAGAAUGUUUAAGUAUAGUGAUUUGCCCAGGGUCAUACAGGUGACAGAUCAGUCAGUAAAAGCAUUUGCUGAACACUGUCCUGAACUACAGUAUGUUGGUUUUAUGGGCUGUUCCGUUACUUCAAAAGGGGUUAUUCAUCUAACAAAGUUAAGAAACCUUUCCAGUUUGGAUUUACGUCACAUCACUGAACUGGAUAAUGAAACUGUGAUGGAAAUAGUCAAGAGGUGCAAAAAUCUUAGCUCCCUCAAUCUCUGCCUGAACUGGAUCAUUAAUGACAGGUGUGUGGAGGUCAUUGCAAAAGAAGGACAAAACCUGAAAGAAUUGUAUUUGGUGUCUUGUAAGAUCACUGACUAUGCACUGAUAGCCAUUGGACGAUACAGCAUGACAAUAGAGACUGUAGAUGUUGGAUGGUGUAAAGAAAUUACAGAUCAAGGAGCCACCCUGAUUGCACAGAGCAGCAAGUCACUCAGAUAUUUAGGGCUGAUGCGAUGUGAUAAGGUGAAUGAAGUAACUGUGGAACAGCUUGUGCACCAGUAUCCACACAUAACUUUCAGUACUGUCCUGCAAGACUGCAAGAGGACCCUGGAACGUGCUUAUCAGAUGGGCUGGACACCCAAUAUGUCUAAUGCCUCUUAACACUCCCUUUAGUAUUUUAAGUCAACUCUCUGAUAUAUUCAGCAAGUGUAAUGGGAAUUACAGAUUGGGGUAUAUGAUAUGAUCUCUUGGGAAUGUUUUAACUUCCACCUUUCUUGGGUGUCUACAUGAGUAUGUAUGUGUGUGCAUGAGUGAGUGUGUAUUUUUCCAUGUGGAUUCUAUAGAACGUAAGAACAGAUGUUAGCUGUUACCAGAUGAGUCUCAUUUUUUAUUUUUCAAAAUUAAGGAUUUUUAAAACCAUGGAUAUUCUUAGGUUUGGGGCCCUUUUCUGGAAAAAAAAAAAGAAAGAAAGAAAAUAGAAUGGCCAGAUUGGUUUUGUUAUUCUGAGUAUUCAAUUCCUACUAUCUUUAAAAUGUUCAGAUUUCCCAAAGGAGUGGCCACUUUCUUUAACUGAUGAAUAUAAUUGUUGACUUCAACAAGCCAUAGUAAAAUAGAAGUGAUCUUACACUGAUUAUGAACCCUAGAAACCAGUAUUAAAAAAAAAAUUAAAAAAAAAAAAAAAAAAAAAAAAAACCUUGUGCCAGAAUUUUUCUAUUGGCAGAUGUCAUUUGUUGGCAUUUGGGUACUGUUUCAGGCCACUAGGGAAUCAUUUAGUGCACCAUCAUAGUGUCCAACUAAGUGUAUCCAAGAGCAUCAUCUAAAUUACCACCGUCAAGUGACAUGGGCACUAGAGAGUAGAGUCCUUGUAAAAUUGUUGUAAGCAAAAAGCAAUCUAAAUUCUCUGGGCCAACUCAGCAAAUUAUUCAUUAUUCUACAAGUGGUUUGAGUUAUCUAGAGUACUAAAGCUUUUCAUAGGGUUUAAGUUAAUAUUUGUGUUAGCUGUGGUUUCACUGCAAGCACCAAUUUAAGAGCAGAUUGUAUUUUGACUAAAAUUGGGACUAAUCUCCAUAUUAUGUACAGUGAAGCCACCAUUUUAAUUAAGGAUGUGCUGUUAUGGCAGAAUCUAUAGAUCAUUUAAUUGUUUUCUUAAUUUUAAUAAUUAUGAAAAUCCUUUUCUAUGAUUUUAAUAGGAAUGUUAAUGAACGAUAACUAAUUAAUAUUUAAAUAGACAGUCUUUUGGUUGAUUUUUGUUUCUUUUUCUUUUGGAUUUAGAAAAGCUGAUAUGUAGGAAGGAUUUGUUUUUGCAUGUUCUUGUUUUUUGAGUGGUAGAUAUGUCACAGGUAAAGAAUGAAUGUUGGCUAACAAUUAGAAAAUUUAUUAAUUAUACUUCUGUUUACACUUUUGUUGUCAAUAUUAAUCAUUUAUUUGUUUUUAAAAAGAUGUCCAACUGUCAGUAAAAUGCUUAUCAGUAAAUGAAAAUGUUUUUAAAUUUCCAUGUCCCAUAUUUGAUAACAGUAACCCAAGUUCAGUCAAUUCUUUCCUGUGUUGACAUAUGUAACCAAGCAUAGGAUCUGCUUAACAUAAAGUAUACUAUCUUUCAGAGUAGAGCUAGAAACAGAAAUCUGUUUCAUAAGUUUGCUAUUUAUUCUUCCAUGCUAUGGCCAUUAGCCACUAUUCUGUCUUUAACAGAUAUAUUAAAUGAGUUUUCCAUUUCCACAGGUACCUUAUUUUCUCCCAGAGUUGUAGAUGUUAGUAGCUUUGGGAAGUAAGCAUGGUGUUAAAUAUGUAUAUCAUUCAUUUAUUUAAAAUUACUUUUUUAAACAACUGUCUCCUCUGAUUAUGUUACCAUGUCAAUGUUGCCUGUUUUUAAAAAAUCCAAAUCAUAUUUAAAAAAAAAAUCUAGUCAGUAAGCAACAGAAGUGUUUUCCAUAACUAUGCAGGAGAUUGCUAACUUUCUCUGGAAGGACAUUAUUACUCUGGAAGAAAGGGGCUGUUUAUAAUCAACAAACUAUAUUUCUUACACCUUGUACUAUAUGAUUUUCAUACUCAUUUCCCAACUACUGAAGAAUACCUUAGUUGGCAAUAUUUUAACUGGUUUUUAAUCUAAAACUGAUUUAUAAGACAAUAUGUGUAGUCAUAGCUUGAAUGAAUAAGCAAAAAUUUAAUUUUCUAUAUAUGUCUGAAUAUAUUUUAAAUAGUUAAAAAUGACAAAAGAAGUGACAGCCAUCAAAAAUAGAAAUGUCAUGGCUUCCAGUGGAAGUUAUAACCUCCAGAGUGUUGCUGUUCAGUUACUGAGAUGUGUACUUGAGUUUUUCCCCCUUAAACUUUGCAUUGUUUAAAGCUAAAAUACAGUGCUCUAAAAUACUCAGACUUUACUAAAGGGGUUGCAUUUAUUCUUUGAGACACAGGCAAAUCUCAGUUUCGUACAUUCAGAGAAAGCUCACAUCUACCCCCAAAUUAUUCACUGCAGAGGACAACCAAAACCUCAUCUACUGCAAGGACUCCACGCACGGUUGUUCAGUGUGUCCUUAUAAAUUAAGAUGCUUCAAAUGAGGUUUGCAACAGUUCUGGAAAAUGUAGCAUUUUUGCUUGGAAUGUCACAAAUAUACGUAGACAAAUUGAACGCUGGGAUUUUUAUCUUUUCCAAAGUGUCUACAGCCCUUUCAGAAUAAAGACAAUGAAUGAUAUUGCUGAAAUGGAGAAACUUGGUCCUUUGUCCUGAAUGCCCCUUUAUGAGUGCAACAAAAAAUUUCAGCCUUUGUAGGUUUCUAUUUUUCCGUGAAACUUUUGACCUUGCAAUGGGUUGAAAUAAAAAAGAAGUAAAACACA